UAAGUUUGGUUCUGACAACCAACGUUUAUCUUCUAGGUGCAGUUCAGCAAAACUUAUUAUCAAAACACUUUACAGUUCUUACAUCAAAUGAGAUCUUUAGAACUGAUCCAGUAAUUUUUAUUCCGUCAAUUUCGGAACGUACUCCAUUCAAAAACAUCCAACACUUCACAAACAUAUGAUAUUGACAUUGACACAUGAAGUAUUCUAUUUAAAUUAUGGCGGCAGACGUGGAUACAGAUACAACAAAUAACUUAGAAAUAAUGUAUUUUCCCAUAGUAAUAAAUUUAUUAAUGUCCAUUGGGGCAUAUUUCAUAACAGUAAGAUUGAUACCAGGUAUAAAGGAUAAAUUUAUCAAGGCCAAUUUGUUUGGGAUUGAUAUGAGCAAAACAACCAGUGAUAAAGUGCCAGAAUCUUUAGGUGUAGUCACAGGAUGCUCGUUCCUAAUUACCAUGUUUUUAUUUAUUCCAAUUCCUUUUGGAAAUAGUCUCAUUAAUGGUGAUUUUCCACAUGCAGAGUUUGUGGAAUUACUGGCAGCCUUAUUAUCAAUAUGCUGCAUGCUAUUACUCGGUUUUGCAGACGAUGUUUUGGACUUAAGAUGGAGACAUAAACUUCUACUGCCUACUAUUGCAUCAUUACCAUUGUUGAUGGUAUACUAUGUCAAUUUUAAUUCUACCACAAUUGUAACACCAAAACCUUUAAGGGAAUUAAUUGGAUAUUCCAUAGAUAUUGGACUAUUGUACUAUGUUUACAUGGGCAUGCUGGCUGUAUUUUGCACAAAUGCUAUAAAUAUUUUAGCAGGCGUUAAUGGUUUAGAGACUGGCCAAAGUGUUGUUAUAGCGAUGUCAAUUAUUAUUUUCAAUGUCGUGGAAUUGUCUGGUAAUCUACCAAAAGCUCAUCAGUUUAGUCUUUACUUUAUGCUUCCCUAUACUGCUACAACGCUAGCUUUAUUAAAGCAUAAUUGGUAUCCUUCAAAAGUUUUUGUUGGUGACACCUUCUGCUACUUCUCUGGCAUGACGUUUGCCGUCGUAGGUAUUUUGGGUCAUUUUAGUAAAACAACUUUGCUGUUCUUCAUACCUCAGGUCUUUAAUUUCUUGUAUUCUUCACCUCAAUUGUUUAAAUUAAUACCGUGUCCAAGACACAGAUUGCCAAAAUUUAACUCAAAAAUUGAUCGCAUGGAGAUCAGUACGACUAAUUUUAAAUAUUCGGAAUUGAAUAUAUUAGGGAAGAUCGUAAUCAGUUUGUUUAGGAUGUUCAAAUUAAUAAAAUGGCAGGAGAAAGAUGGUUGGGUAGUAACUAACAAUUUAACUCUUAUCAAUCUGGUGCUGCUCUAUUGCGGGCCCCUACACGAGGCGAAGUUAACCUCUAUUUUAAUAGCAAUUCAGAUCUUUUUUACCGGUGUUGCUUUUGUGAUACGGUACCCAUUGGCGUCAGUAUUUUAUGACGUUUAGUUUUUAAUUGAUUUUUAGACUGCAAGUCAAUACGUGCCUGAAUAGAAUUUGAAAUAAACUUUUGUUUGUUAUGCAAUCAAUGUUCAAGAAUUAUUAGAUAGAAAAGUACUAAAUAUCGAUUGUUCUCAAAAAGUUAUUGUAGAAAAGUAAAUCUAAAAUAGGUUUUCUUGAGACAAUGAAUAUUUGAGCUGUUUUGAACAACAGCAACGUAGUUUGUUGUGUUACUUAGCUUUUUUAGAUUGCCUUAAACUGUAAUACUAGUCCAUGUGGAAAAGUAAACGUUUUUUUAUAUUAAUUUUAAAAGUAACUUUGUGCAACUGUUUUUUGUUGUAGCGCAAUUUAGAAUGUUACAUUUAAAUUUUUUUAUUAGAACACAAAAGUAACAAAACGUAAAAUCAAAAUAGUUACUUUUAACGACUUGUAAUAGAUUUAUUUCUGCAGAUGCAGGUGAUAGUAAACCAGUUGCAAACGUGCCGUGCAUUGCCUUCUUUUUUCAGUUGUGCAUAUUCCUGACUAUCAGAAACAUUUGCCGAAAAUAAUCUAAGUACUUUAUUUGCACUCACAAUGUUGUUCCAAGAAUGUAUUUUUACACAAUGGCUGCCAAAGGAUACUUCGUCUGUAUAGUAAUUAGGUUAUAAUAAUUAAGGAAGGACGAUUCAAUUAAAGUCUGCAGGGUGUUCCGUAAUAAUGUUCAGUAUUUUACUAGGGUGUUCUACCAAUCAUUUAGGGGUGGAAUUUCUUAUAAAAUUUUGCAAUUUGUAUUCUCAUUUUUUUCUCUUGUAUUAAAAUGUCAAGAUAAAUUAUUUAUAUUUUUGUGUACGUAAACUGUUGAAUAUACGAAAAAAUUGCAGUUGUGAAAAAAGUUUCUAAAUUAGGGUAAGGUGGGGCAGGUUCGGACACGUUUUUUCAAACAUUAAUAUUAAGAGAAAAUUUUGGACCUAAUUCAAGUGCUACGGAUACCUUAGUGUAUUUACAAUAUUUUGACAUUAUCUCAAGCAAAAAAACGCAGUGGUUCAUUUACAUUUGUCCGAAAAAGAUGCAUUUGUCCGAAUCUGCCCCAUAGUGGGGCAGAUUCGGACAAGUAGUGGGGUACAAAAUUCAGAACCUAUUUAUUUUUAAGAGGAAUAAAAGACUAUAUUAGAAAAAGUUUAUUUAACGUUGUAACCAUCAAAAUUGACAUUAAAUUUAAAGAGCGAACACAUCCUGGAAGUUCCUGGUGCUGUCUUGGGAUUAGGUAUUUUCGAAACUAUAUGAUACGGGUAGCCUGUCCUGAUAAAGGGGUUCAAAUUACCGAACUCCUCUAACCAGGUUAGCUAGUAACCUCAGGGGAUGGGUUCCUGUAAAUCGCCAGAAAGAAGAAAAAAAAGAAAACGAUUGAUAGAAUGUGAACGAGGCUUUAUUAUCUUUUAGCCUAAUAGGAUCCGGCACGGACAGGAUGUCCGGGACUACAUUAUCCUUCCCUUUUCGGUGAGUGACCUCAAAGUCAUACUGUUGGAGUCGAACUCCCCAACGUGCAAUUCUGCCAACAGGAUCACGGAUUGAAUUCAGCCACUUCAGGCUAGUGGUCGGUGAUUACCUGAAACCUCGUCCCCUCUAAGUAAGGAAACAGUCGAAAUAUCUUGCAAGUCCGAAAAGCGGAAUUCGCUUUUAUACUUUCUCAAAAAAUUUAAGACGAAAGAUUUAUCAUUAUUGCAAGAUUCCACUCUGCCGAUGUAAUGAAGUGUCCUUUUGUUGGUCGGGUAUUUGACAAGCAAAUAAUCAGUACAAUGGAUUACGUCAUCAUCCAAUAGCAUGAGUACAUCGUCACUGUCUUCAAACUCGUCCAAAAAAUCGGACAGAUCGUCAAAAAAAUUAGUCCCGUGAACAACAUUCUGUGGUAAAUCCACAUCAGAAUCUGAGGAGUCACUUUCUAUUUUUUUCAACUUUUUCUUUGGUGCCUUCCAUUUACAUUUCUCUUCAACUUUUGUUUUUCUUAGUGUUUUUUUUUCUCCAACUUUUGUUUUCUCAUUGUUUCCAAUUUUUGAAUUCUUUCCUUCUCCGGAUUUAACUAGUCGAGACUUUCCAUUUGUUUUUCUGGGGGCUGCCUUUGGUAAUGGUCUAAUGUUGUCGACGGAAAAUAUAUUAAUUUUAUAUUUUGUAACCUGAUUUAAUAUGUCAUUCAACAUAGUUCAUUAUGGUUACUUCGUCAAUUUCAGAAUCGGCCACAUUGCUAGUGCUCAUACUGAUGGACGGAGUAAAAAAGUUGUUCGAUGUAAUAGAAGUUGAUGGCAGUUCACACUCUUUCAUUCUUAUUUCAGAAUCUGCCCAAUUUGUGGCGAACGACCCCAUGAAAUCGUCAUAAUUAAAAAUCAUGGAAUUAAUAGGACACAAACCAGUACUGGAGUAGCUAGCUGCUUAUAAUAUUUUUAGGUGUAAAAAUUUGCAAAUAAUGAUCUGCAGUGCGUUUAGCGAUAUCAUAAAUUCCAAUUGGUUUUCCAGGAUUUGAAAUGAUAAAGUCGUUAAAGGCAGCCUUACAUCUGUUCUUAAAUGGCCCGUAAAUGCCCCUGUCAAGGGGUUGCAUCUUGUGGGUGCAAUGGGAUGGAAAUGAUAGUAGGACUAUACCAUUGUCACGAGGAUAGUCUAUGGUCCCGAGUGAUGUGUGUGUUUCGUGGUUAUCGAACAACAAAAGAAUUGGAUUUGCUUGAAUUCAACCAGCAUGUUUUUGAAUAUGCUCCAAUAACUGGAGACUUCUCGGCAAAGUCUAUUGCCCCAGGAACUGAACCAUCCAUAAACGGCUUUUUCAUACGUACACGAGGGAAUACAUAUGCUGGAGGAAUUGUAUUUCCCACAGCAGAAAUGAAGCUACACAUUGUAACUGAAACGCACUGGCCCACUGCUUUUGUCCCUGUUUAGGCAAUAACUUUAGGAGCCUGAAGAACAGUUUCGUCGGUAUUCCAAAUGCGAUUAGGGGGAAAAUUAUAUUUUACUUGAACUUUUGCAUAAUUCUUAAAAAACGGAGCAACAUUGGCUUUGUUGAAAGCUGCUGCUCGUGCAAUGGUGGUAUUUUCUGGCUUGCGGUAGGAAAGUCUUGGGUGACGGCUCAUGAAUGAUUGCAUCCACUCCUUCCCAGCCAUAUUAUUUUCGUUCCAAGUAUCUGGAUUUUUUUUGCUCAACUUGCAUAUUUAUAUACCAACUGCCGCGUAGAGCUGUAAGUCAGCCCAUAAAAUAUUUUUGAAGAUUGUUUUAGGUAAAUUUCCAACUGCUUUUCUUCUCCUGGAGAGAAUAUUUGACGGGUAGCGUACUUCGAUAAAGAAGAUUCAUUCUCAUCUGAACUAUUGCUUUCAUUUCCCGAGUCAGUCAAAUUUUUCUUUUGCUUUGUUUUUACAAGUUGGUCAAAAAGAGUUGACUUUGGCAUAUUAAAAGUGCUUGCAGCCAUGCGAAUCGACAUUUGGCGAUUGAGCACGGCUUUAACAGCUUUUUUUUAAAUCAUCUUUCGGAAUAUCAGGGCGAUUUCUCUUUUUAAUGUAGUUACGCACCAUUCUAAAAAGUAAAAUCAAUCAAUAUGUUUUUUUAGCAUUCUUGUAACAGUAUAUUUAUAUUUGUUAAAUGAGGCACAUUCGAACAGUCCGAAGCUGCUCCACUCGAUUUGUCCGAACGUACCCCAUGUUCCAAAAUUAAAUUAAUGACAAAAUAAAAAUCGCACAUGGUUUAUAUGCCGUUUUAUGAGGUUAUGUAUAGAUAAACAUAAUAAUAUUUACGGUAAAUAGGAUAAAACUUACCUUACUGGGAUUCUCGAGCCGAGGCUCUAUUGAAAUUUAUAAGAACAACUCUGUUUAUGAAUUUUCUCAAAUAAAUAGUUCCUGAGUAAUCGAAGUCGCUCAAAAUUUACGUGCCAUAGAACUACUAGUGUAGAAGAAUAUUGUAAUGUCAAUAUAGCAAGUGUCAUAGCACCAUAAGGCGGUAAAUUGGACUUGGCCGGAGGUGCCCCAUGUCCGAACCUGCCCCACCUUACCCUACAUGUAGUCUUCAUGUUUGUUAUAAUUGACUUUUUAUGAAAAAGUUCUGAAAGAAACAAAAAGAGAGGUUGCUAAUUUCUACUCCUUAGAAACAUGACGUUUACGUAAGAAAAGGCACCAUCACAAAAUAGGAUUCUACUAUUGGAUAACGUAUACCAAAAUAACAAUGUUUAAGUCUAACCGUUUUCAAGAAAAAAAAAAAAAAAAACUAAAUAUUUUCGCAGUUUGAAAACCUAAAUAUCUCGACAAAGAGGUUUCAAUUUGCACAAUUAUAUCGGGGGUAAAUUUUUUACUAUCUAGAAUUUGAAUAUAAUUGUCAAAAAACUGACCGACAUUUGUUGCAUUGAAAGCGGCAUUACGAGCCAAACUUGUGUUUUCUGGCGGUCUACAAGACAACUCUUGGUGUCGUUUCAUGAAUCCGAGGAUCCAGUCCUCACCAGCCAUUUUAUUAGCAUUCCAAACAUCUGGAAGGCCAUCUCAUGACUUUGUUUAUAUGUCAUGUUAUAGUGCAAAUUAGAAGCUUUCAUAAAGUAAUUAACAAGCAGCUGGUCCUCUUCGUCGCUAAAUACUUGCCUUAUUUGGUAUUUAUUUCCUCUAGCGUUGGCUAUAGUCACAUAAUCUUCUUCAUCCCCAGAUUGUCCUCAAUCAUCAGCGUCAGGCAUGCUUCAUGUUCUUUUUUGCCAUUUUCACACGUUUAUGUAGCAUAGACUUUUUGAGGCCAUAUUUUUCUGCAGUUUUUCUCAAAGUGACUCCUUUAAUUACUUCUGAAACUGCUGCUGUUAUAACUGCCUCUUCAUCAAAGCUCGAUCAGUUUUGUGAACAUAGGUUCGAACCAUAUAGAAAUAAGGACAACUAUUAUUAUUAUCAUCAUCGAAAACGAUCCUAAAUAUUUAAACUGUAUUUUGAUCUAGUAUUAUGCCAUUUAUCAAAAAACCUGGGGCUAGUGUGGAUAGUGUCCAUACUAUCCCCAUAACAACUGUACACACUAAUCCCAAAUGCAUAUUUUACACAUAAAUUGUCAUAAAACACAACAACUCCCAUUUAAAAUCUAUAACUUACCUUCAAAAUAUAACAAUACCUAGACAGCAGACUGAUGUCAUUAUGACAUCUUAUUUUCGUCAUACAGGACGUCAUUUAUCCUCUGAAAACUAACGUGAUAAUGACGGUAAAAUGACGUGAAUAUGUCACAGCCCAAAUGACGUCAUAUUUAGACGUCCUUUUCACGUCUAAAUAUGACAUGUUUAUGACGUUAACUAGUAGUCUUUAUAACGUCAUUAUGACGUUUAUAUAACGUUGUUUUAAUGUCACCUUUAUCGUUAUUUGAGUCGUCACCAUGACAUUAUCUUUGAUAUUGUUACUCCUUUGUAACUUUUCUAUAGGAACUUAAUAAAACAAAAUUAGAAAAUGAAAUAAUUAUAAUUAAAAAGAAAAAAUGGUUUAAAUACAUGAAAUGUUAUUGGAAAAAAACAUUAAUUUAUAUAAAUCCAACUGCUCCAAAUGUGGCCAACUUGUUCGUUAUUAUUUUGACUUUGGCACAAUCAUGAAGACUACGCUCACAUUUAAUUUCUAAUGAUUUUUUUAUGAGUGCCGCCAUUUUAUAUUAUUUCACGAAUCUGGGAACAUUUUAGGAAACAUCCUAUGAAUGUAAAAUAUAUAAAAUCAUUAAAGAAUAAGGAAAAUAUAGAUAUAAAAAUGCCUUAUGCUGGGUUGAUACUGAUAUAACUUUUUUCACUGACCUUAUCUUAACUUUUAACAACAAUUCUGAAUGCACACGAGCCACGAUCCACGAUGUACACACCAUUACACAUGGCCGAUGCAACAAUCUGCGAUAUCGUUCUCGUGCUUGCUCGAACACACACGAGCCAUACUCCACAGACCGAUAACCACAGACAGACGCAGUCAUGUGUCACGUGGUGUCAUACAAUCUUUAUGCAUUUUAAGCGCCAGAUUUAAACGAUAAUAAACCUAAUAGUUUUAAAAAAAAAUGUUUAGGCCAUAUCAUUUUACAUAAAUAAAAUGUAUUGAUAUCACGUUUAAUAUAAACCUUAAUUUAAUAGUGACAAUAACUUGACGUCACACUGACGUCGAAUUUGUGACGUCAAAAAGUCGUUAAAGAAGUGACGUCAUAAUCACCUAAUUUUUUGUUAACAUGACGUCGAUGACCAAGAAUUACCAAAAAAUUACGUCAAAAUGUCGUCAGUCUGCUGCCUGGGUAAUUUCAUUUGCAAAAAUACAAUUGUGAAAUGACGUUAUUCACAUUAACAGUUAUAGCGCCAAACAGGGCUGCCAAACUUUACAAGAUUGAAGUUAGAAUUAAAAGAGAACGUGCAAUGCAGUGGCGCGUAAAUCAAACGGUUUCAUUAUAAAAAUUGCACUCCCAUGUCCACAGUAGCCCCAGUCUCCCCUAAGGAAUCAUUGCACAUGUUUUUUAAAACACCCUCUGUAUAGUUAAAUAAAACAUUAUAAUGACAACACAUUAAUAUGAGGAUAAUAUCCAGGUAGAUUAAUCUUGUAACAAAGUGAAUCUUUUAAAAUGUAGGCUUAGAAAAAUGUAGGUAUAGCGGUUUUUUAAAUAAUAUUUUUAUUGUGUUUGACAUAAAAUAUUUAAAUGAUUUUACGUAUUGUAGAUAGAAUACAUCGUAUGUCUCAAUCCUUAGAUAUACUAAACCUUCCCCCUGGCAAUUCAUUUGUUUGGAAUGCUUAAAUUACGUCCCUCUAAUAUGAUGUAUAAUGGCCUAAUACUAGAUUCAAAAGUCUCACACUUUUUCGCCCAUGAGUACCUACUACGAGUGGAUUGGCAGUUUGUAAACGGUUUUCAGAAACAAACCGGUUGCUUUUUUGGCUGCAUUUGUCUUACAUAUUCCUACAGAUGCUGUCAAGGUAAAAAAAGAUGAUCAAACUAAGUCAUGGCAUAAUAUUAAUAUGGAUACUUGUAUACUUUUUUUGAAUCGUUUUUUAAAUCUAUUUUUAUAGGGCAUAUCAUUUUGGGCCUACACUUCUAGUCGUUAUAACGCCACUUGAAGUAAUAAAAAUAUUCUUUUCACCAAUAUUGGUUAAAAACAUAACAAAUGUAUCAAAAUAUUCUAAAAAUUGCUAAAUAUUUACAUAUAACUACCCAAAAUUGGUGUAAAGAAAAAUAAUUUUAGAGUAAUAAAAUAGGUAUAUGAAUAAUAAAGAUAUUUUUAUAGAUGCUGCAUAUUUAAAGUUUUCUUUUUAAUAAUGAUUAAAGAAAGUGAAGAACCCUACAUUGUUUGUAAACAGAGAGAUUUUUAGUUCAUAUUUUUUUAUACCAUUUAUGGAUUGGGUCGUUUUUUAUGUUGAUACCAAAGUUUUGUAAAUAGUGGGUACAGUGGCGUAACUAUGGAGGAUCAGGUUUAUUUUUAUAUGUAUUUUAUGAACGUUAUAUGCUGGUUUAUAUGCGUUAUAAUUUUUUUUAUUUAAUAUUGCAUUUUUUAUUUUGUUUUAAAAUUUUGUAAAGAAGGCUUGGAGAAUUUGAAAUCGAACAGUAUACAUUAGAACAGCGAACAAAUAUCAUUUAUUUUUUUGUUUUAACGAAAACUCGGUUAUUUUGACGCAUCGUGCAUAUCGUUGAUGAAAAAUUUUUUAUGACCAUGUGUAGCAAAUCACCCUCAAAAUUAAAUGUGGUUUCAACAAGAUAGCGCCACGGCUCACACUGCAAGGUAUACAAUGGUUCUGUUACGGGAAAUCUUCGGCUCCUAGGAGCGAUUUAAAUUGGCCAUCGCGUUCGCCAGAUUUGACCGCUCCAGAUUUUUUUAUUUGGUGCCACAGACCAUACCUAAACUUGAAAAUAAUAUUCGCAAUGAAAUCCGUGCCAUAACCGUUGAAGUUUUGCAAAUAGUCAUGCAACAUGUGUUGGAAAGAGCGCAACUUUGUAAAGCGGAAAAUGAGCAACACCUGCGAGACGUAAUUUUUCACGUUUAUCUGCUGUAUUUUGACAAAAUAAUUUCACAAUUUAUUCAAAAAUAAAAAAGUUAUAAAGCAUUUAAAUUAUUUUUUAAAUACUUCUUACGAUUUUUGAAAUUCCUAAUUGCGUGAUUUUUAAACAUUAGUUUGAAAGUAGAUUUGUUUUUGUUGAAGCCAUUAUAAAGACGUAUUAGAGACGUUUCACAAAUACGUUUGUGGAACAUCCUACGAUGUUGCUCAAAUGUCUUAGGUUUUUUAUACUAUUGCUGGAAUCUUUCCAGAAAUGACCUAAACGUUUUUUUAGUAGGAUAAUCAAAUCUUUUAUUUUUUUUUCAUAAAUUUAUUUGAAAAAAUAUAUUUUUUGACAUAAAAAUUAAAAAUGUUAAUUAUUACGCUGAUUCAUUGCAUCUAUUUCUUCCGGUGCCCUCCACAAAAAUGUUUCAAUUAAAUGAUAAUAUAAACAUUUAAUAUUAAGUUAAAAUAAUUACCCAUAAUGGAUUUAGCUAUUUUUAACGUGGCAUCUUCCCUUUUUCCAGUGAAAGAAAACAACUUACACAACUCGUUCCUCGAGGGGAACUAUGUAUCUUCUGAUAAAUCCACACAGAUUAUUGCUACCUUGGUUUUCAAAAUACAAUACCUAAAAUAGUUAUUUUUAAAGUUAACAAAUAAAGAAGUAAUAACUUUAAUAUCUUGCACGUCAAACGAUUGUUUCUGCAUUUGCCAAGCCUGAUCAAACUUCGAAUUGGAAGUGAUUUUUCAUGUAACUUUACGUACAAACUACACACAUUACUUUUAGUUUAUUUAAAAGUUUAUAGACAAGUUGUUUAUUACUUUUAAACUUUUCUAAACUUUAUUAUAAGUGAGCUGAAACAUAUUUUCAUCUUCAACUGUCAACACUAAUGAAAACUGUUUGUCAUAUGUCAAUAUUGUCAUUGGAUCUGAUUAUACGGUGGGCGUGUUCGGUUAAAACUUCGCGAGCAAAUCAAAUGUGAGGUCUAUUCCUUUUUAUCGAAAAUAUUGAUCCAUAUAUACAAUUUGUAUAAAUGGAACGAUAUUCCAUUACGAGGGCUUCUGUUAAUAGUGUACUUUUUUGGCUCGCGGAGGAUUAACCGAACUCUCCUACUGAACCAGAAAGAAAGGUAUAUUCAUCUCUGUCGUAUUUUCUUUGUAUUCCUUUUUUGAAUAAAGAUAAAUUUGACCUGUAUCAGUUGUCCUGUGAAAUAAAAAUAUUGUUCAAAAAGUUCAAAUUUAAUAUUGGAGUUUGAUAUUAUUGUAGAUUUCUGGAGAUUGCAGUAAUUUAUAAUUUAUUGAUGUUUCUAAAACGUUCUUGAGAAAUCAUUCCAGAAACGUUCCUUUAGAGACAUCGUAGGGACAUACAUGAAACCUAAAUGGGAUGUUUCUGGCAGAUCAGUGUUAUUAGGGAUACUUUAGUUUGAUAAAAUUAAUUCUCGAACCUCUAACCUCGCACAGCAUGACAAACGAAAUACUCCCAAGAUGUUUAGUGCGCCCUUGAACGAACAUCGAAUUUUGGGUGUAACUGCUCUAGAGUUCUAGGCAUUUUGCAGAUUCUAACUUAAUGUAAUUUGUUCUUGCUUGGCGGGCUUCAUAAAAACUCAAAAGGGUAUAGUUUCUAAAGCGAAUAAAAAAUUAUAUGACGGAAGUAUGAGUCUCAAGGUAGCGUUCUGUUUUAUCUUUUUGAUUUGAUACGAAACUUUGAAGAAAUAUAUCAGAAAUUAGUAACAUAAUAUACCAAGUGCUCCCUAGUUACGUAACUGUAUUUAAAAGAGUGUUUUAUAUAUUUUAUCCAACAGCUACCGCUACUAUUUAUAGAGUUAUUAUUUAUUUGGUCGUAGAUAAAUAAAGUACUAAUGUACUGUUUGGUUAUAACGUAUAUUUAAUAUACUUUUAUUUAAAAUUAUAUUGAUAAUUUAGUGUUGGUUUGGUUACACUGUGAAGUCCUGCUACCUAGUUUAUUAGUUUUAUGACAGUUACAGCUUAUAAACAUGUUUAAUCAAAUUAUAUUAAUAAUAACUAAGAAUACAAUCACAUAUUUGUUAAAAAUGAUGAA
Molecule: messenger RNA, 11435 nt
Organism: Psylliodes chrysocephalus
Lineage: Eukaryota; Metazoa; Arthropoda; Insecta; Coleoptera; Chrysomelidae
Source: the annotation of a GenBank genome assembly